CACAUCAACGAAUUGGCGUGAACAGCAGACUGUUUAACUCUCAACAUGGCAAAGACAGAAGGCAUCAAAAGAAAGUUAAAACCUGUGAUAGAGAAGAAGAGAAGAGAUCGAAUCAACCAUAAUCUGGACGCGUUAAGAGAUCUGCUUUUCAAGAACACAGCAGAUACGCGUUUACAAAAUCCUAAACUGGAAAAAGCAGAGAUUUUAGACCUUGCAGUUCACUACAUCAAGAAGACCACAAGAAAGACUGAGACAAAAGUGACGUCUAAUCAAAUGGAUUCUAAGACCCCUCCGAAUCAGUCUGAUAGGCCUAUAUCUGUUUCUGCAGGUCCCAUCCAUGCCAAUGACUUUUAUUGGAAGCAGAAGAAGGUUCUUCUGAAAGUAGGAAUCAGUCUUGAUGAUAACCUAACCGAUGCUUCCAAAGCAGGAAAUCAACCAGUGGUCCACACAGGCUUUCUUCUAUCACCAUCAACCCAGAACUAUCACCAGGAACUUCUUUUACGCCCUGAAUUGUCUUUGUAUGGCUCUAAACUUUUGUGUCAGUCGACUUCUCCCUCCAGUUCUCCAUCACAAUGUAGUUCCCCGCCAUCAUCUCCCACUUUUACCAGCGUAUCCUCCUCCUCUCCCAAUAAUUCCCCUGCACAUCCUUUCACAUCUUGUUCUCUACCUCCUCCUCCUGACCCAUUGUCUCCUCUCAUAACACCACUUUCACUCCAUAGACCUGUUAUUGUGUCUCAGCCCAUUCUGCCCCACAUGGCUAGAGAUUUUACCCCACCUCAGUCCCCUGUCCUGGCUCUUAGACAGGAACCGUUUCCUCUUCCAACCCAGUCCACAUGGAGACCAUGGAGCUGAACUUUUACCAUUUGGGUUUUUUUCCUUUAUUUAGGCACUGCUCCAAUGGAGAAAGGAUCAUGGUCUCUCAGAGGGACCUAAUGGACAUAUG
This is a messenger RNA of Rhinichthys klamathensis goyatoka, 943 nucleotides long. It is a transcript of the gene her11, whose product is annotated as hairy-related 11. NCBI's taxonomy places the organism in Eukaryota, Metazoa, Chordata, Actinopteri, Cypriniformes, Leuciscidae. Gene Ontology annotation, molecular function: RNA polymerase II cis-regulatory region sequence-specific DNA binding; DNA-binding transcription factor activity, RNA polymerase II-specific; protein dimerization activity. Gene Ontology annotation, biological process: anterior/posterior pattern specification; regulation of transcription by RNA polymerase II; regulation of neurogenesis. The transcript has 4 exons. Gene Ontology annotation, cellular component: nucleus. The record is from RefSeq and is a predicted model, not a curated record. Bases 46 to 852 code for a protein of 268 amino acids.